This is a messenger RNA of Botrytis deweyae, 651 nucleotides long. RefSeq lists its product as uncharacterized. The coding region runs from base 1 to 651 and encodes 216 amino acids. Lineage: Eukaryota; Fungi; Ascomycota; Leotiomycetes; Helotiales; Sclerotiniaceae. The transcript has 3 exons. The record is from RefSeq and is a predicted model, not a curated record.
AUGCAUUCUCACUUCUCCACUGCUGUCCUCGCGGUGCUUUUCCGCAUUACCCUUUGUGAUACCUUCUACUACGAGGGUAUUAGCAGUGUGGUAACCUCUACUUUCACUCCCAUCACCUACUACUCUCCAACCACCUUGAUCUCCUCUGCCCAUCCAGCUAGCACGGAGAUAGCAGCCACUGACCACUCUACAACUCCUACUUAUUACACAUAUCCCUCUUAUUCAACGAGCAAGUCAACUUCCACAGAACAAACGACCUAUAUACUACCCACUAGCGGACUUCCAACUACAACCGAACCCACUACUUAUGUAUAUCCCACAACUACCACAUCUUCAUCGUCAAGCACCUGCGUAUCUCCAACCUUCACCUGGACGGAACCCACCACUGUUCCUACAGAUAUACCAAGCUAUGGCAGUUACCGCAUGGGGAAACGUGCUGACCCUCCCAAGCUCACACCAGACCAAAUCGAGAAACUCAGAAAGCUCAUCCGCAUAUAUGAUGCGAUAGAGAAGGCAAAGCCAGUAAUAGAUAAAGCAAUUGAAGACGGUCUCACUGAGUGUCAAGAUUUCAAGGAUUUAGUUGCUAUUCUCAAAUUGUUCGCGCCUAUUUUUGAUGGACUUCAGGAAUGGCUUGAUGAACGUCAUUUGUGA